AUGGCAAGCAAAAUCAACUUAAAUAGUGAAGAAGUAGGAAGCGAUUGCUAAGGUUCUGUUUAUAAAAACAUUCAAGAAAUGUGGGAUACUGAAUUAAGCAAUAAAGAUACUGGUAGUGUUAUUAACAAAAUUGGUUCAAAAGACAAUUGGUAUUCAAAACAAGCACAAUAUUGGGAAAAAACAGAAGCUACAGUUGAAGGUGUUCUUGGUGGUUUUGGAAAACUUCAUAAGCCUGAUAUCACUGACUCAAGAAAAUUAUUAGAAUUAUUGCAUGACAAAUAUGAUUUAAACUAUGGAAGAGUUAUUGACUGCGGAGCUGGCAUGGGGAGAAUUACUAAAGAGUUUCUUCUCCACUUUUUUAAAAAUGCAGACGUUGUUGACCAAAAUCCUAAGUACAUCGAAGCAUGCAAAUAAAACUUUAAGGAUGAUAAAAGAGUUGUUCAUUUCAUAGCUAAAGGUCUUUAGGAGCUUGAGUUUCCUGAAAAAUACGAUUGCAUUUGGAUUUAGUGGGUUUGCAAUUAUUUGACCGAUGAAGAUUUUGUUAAAUUCUUGAAGAGAUGCUCUGAAGCUCUUGUUUAAAAUGGAUUUAUUAUAGUCAAAGAAAAUAUUGCAUAAAAAGGAUUUAUUGUUGAUAAAGAGGAUAGCAGUGUCACAAGAUCAGAUAAGCUCUUUUUAGAUGUUUUCAAAUAAGCAGACUUGAAGGUUGUGGAGACUUAAAUGCAAUCUAAUUUCCCAAAAGAGUUAUUUAAGGUCAAAACUUAUGCUCUUGUUCCUGCAUAAAAAAAAUAGGAUGAAAAAAUGAUGGAGGAAACUGAAGAAAAAACAGCUUGA
Tetrahymena thermophila SB210 is the source of this 831-nucleotide messenger RNA. Its product is annotated as AdoMet-dependent proline di-methyltransferase. The transcript is spliced from 8 exons. Gene Ontology annotation, biological process: N-terminal protein amino acid methylation. Gene Ontology annotation, molecular function: methyltransferase activity. Gene Ontology annotation, cellular component: cytoplasm. The record is from RefSeq and is a predicted model, not a curated record. Lineage: Eukaryota; Ciliophora; Oligohymenophorea; Hymenostomatida; Tetrahymenidae.